AUGGCCGAAAAAUCAUUUCGUCCACUUUCCUCACCACAAAAAGUGCCGUCGUACAACCACAAUGCAAAAGCCGUCAGGAAAAACAUCAAGAACAACAUAAUGCGCGAUAAUUUUACCAUGAGCACAUGGCUUCUGGUCGGCGGGUUGUUGCAGGGUGUGGCCGUCGCCCUGCUAGGCUAUCUUAACCUCCUGCCAGCCACAGUGGUCAUUGCUUAUCGGAUCGGUGACAACCUUCUCAUGGCCUUCGGCUGGACGAAGAACCGCUACCUCUCAGAUGAACGAAAUCCAGUCACCCCCUUUGGAGUUUUCGAUCCGGUAUAUCUCAAAUUAGCCAAAUACUUCUUUAGAAUGGUAAGGGAGCUCAAAGAGACCGCUGAGCAUUCGGGGUACCUGGGUUCAGCGACCUGGACCAGUGCCGAAGACUCAGCGGCAAAUGAGGUUAUGACUGUGAUGUAUUUCCGGGAUUUCGAGUCCCUGCACAAAUACGCUCACGGGCCGUUCCACAUUCAAGCAGUGAAAUAUUGGUCAAGCGUUGUGAAGGACUGCCCCCAUGUCUCCAUAUAUCACGAGACAUAUGUCGUACCACCGGGACAAUGGGAGAAUAUCUAUGGAAAUAGCCGGCCGACGGGGUUAAGCGCGGCGUCUUUCCCGAUCCGCACGGCUCAAAGGAAUGGAGAGACAGAAUGGAUGAGCCCGGUCAUUGACGCGCGGAAGGGCUCUCUCCGCGGUAUGGCAGGGAGAAUACAGUCAGAUUACUUGAAAGGUUAUGAGGAAAAGCAGGGCGAGGUCUGGGACCAAACAUAUGAUGUUGAUUAUAGAGAGCUCGCACGUUAG
This is a messenger RNA of Blastomyces dermatitidis ER-3, 834 nucleotides long. RefSeq lists its product as uncharacterized. Bases 1 to 834 code for a protein of 277 amino acids. The record is from RefSeq and is a predicted model, not a curated record. Lineage: Eukaryota; Fungi; Ascomycota; Eurotiomycetes; Onygenales; Ajellomycetaceae. The transcript has 2 exons.